AUGAGUAGCAGUAGCAGCAGCAGCAACAGCAGCUCCACCAACAACAAUAACAAUGCCGUACAUCAACAUCUACAUUCGCCCAAUAAGCUCACCGAAUUCGCCCGUAACUUCGAGGAUAAACCCGAAUCCAUACUCAAUCGCAUGGUCAAUAAGAUCCAAAAUGUUUACAAUCAAAGCUACAACACAGUUAACGACAUAUCCAGUGGCAGCAACAGCAGCGUGCAAGUUGGCAAAUCCAAGUUUUAUGCAGAGAAGAAAUCACCCAAUAAUGAGGAUACAAUGAGUAACAUAACCACAAACAAUAGCUCAAGCUCUUCCAGUUUAAGCACAACGCGACCACAACCACCCACAACGCUCAAAAUGCCCAGCAGCAGCAGCAUCAAUACAACCACAACAGCUGAUGACUCGGAGGCUAAUGAGCGUGUCGCUGAGCUGCCCAGCGAAGCCAAUUCGAAUCAGGGACGCACCGUGUCCAAUGUGCUCAAACACAUCAGCAAUAUUGUGGCCUCCAAGAACAACAAUGAGCUACGCAAUUACAGAGACACAGAGUUGCAACAGCUGUGGAUGCCAGACGCCAAGGCUAAGGAAUGCUAUGAUUGCGCCCAAAAGUUCUCCACAUUUCGACGCAAGCAUCAUUGUCGUCUCUGUGGCCAGAUCUUUUGCUCGAAGUGCUGCAAUCAAGUGGUUCCUGGCAGCAUAAUAAACUGUGAGGGCGACCUCAAGGUCUGCAAUUAUUGCUACAAGGGCAAUGGCGACGAUAAGCCGGCGCUGCAGCAACAAUUGAGCAGCAAACUUGAGGUGCCCAAUGACCAAAAGCAGCGUCCACAGCUGUCGCGCAAGACUUCGCUCGGUUAUCAGGAGGAGCGUUUUAGUUCUCAGAACAAUUACAACACGCUGUCCAUGGAUGACCGCAAGAAUAUAUUGCAACAAUCGAAUUCAUUGAUUACGCUGCAUGAGGAAAUGCAACGCGAGUUGCCCAUGCAAAACUGCGGCCAGCAGCUCAUUGAGUUUCUCAACAAGAAUAACAAGUCGGCCAACGAAGUGCAAGCGGUGGCCAUUCUUAGUGCUAUGCUAGCCGCUGGCUUCCUUGAGCCCAUUGUACCGGAUGCCGAGCAAAUCGAAUUCGAUGCCACACUGCAUUAUAGAUUUGCGGGCGCUUCUCUGAAUGAAUCGCGCGAUGUUAGCGCCGAGAGCUCGAAUCCCAUUAGUCCACAGUUGGAGCCGCAGCCGCCGAAGUCGAUGGAUGUGUCCCAGAGUUUUCAAUCUGCCCAAGAGCUGGAGAUGGAGAAUGAUAUGUGCUUCACAACGAUAUCCACCAAGAUGCUGGAAUCGUAUUGUGAUCACGAGGAGCAGCUGUUAGCGCAACUGUUGCGCGCCAAUCACUUGGAUGCCGAGUGGGGUAAAGUGUUACAAUCCCUUUGCUCGACGGCAGCGAAUCAUUUCAAGCCCGAGUAUUGCACCAAUGAUCUCAUGGACAUACGCAACUAUGUCAACUUCAAAAAGGUGCCAGGCGGCACGCCGAAAGAUUCGAAAAUCGUGCAUGGCGUUGCGUUCUCCAAGAAUGUGGCGCACAAGGAUAUGGCCACACGAGUGGCAUUUCCACGCAUUCUGCUUCUGCAGUGUCCCAUCGUUUACGAGCGCAUCGAGGGCAAAUUUGUGACCAUUGAGGCGGUGCUGCUGCAGGAGAAGGAAUAUCUGCGUAAUGUCUGUGCUCGCAUCAUGAACUUUGAGCCGAACGUGGUGUUAGUGCACAAGAAUGUGGCCGGUAUUGCACAGGAUCUGCUGCGUUCCUAUGGCGUUACUUUGGUGCUGGACGUCAAGAUGUCGGUGAUGGAACGCUUGUCACGCACGCUGCAAUGCGACAUUGUCAGCUCAAUAGAAUCGAAUAUUACAAUGCCGAAGCUGGGACACUGCAAUAACUUUUACGUUGAUACCUAUACAAGUGGCAAGACGCUUAUGUUCUUUGAGAAACUGAACGGUCCACGUGGCUACACUUGCCUGCUGCGUGGCGGCAGCAAUGCGGAGCUAGUACGCGCCAAGAAAGUCGCUUUGGCGCUGCUGUUUGCCCGCUACAAUUGGCGACUGGAGAUGUCGUUUCUGCUGGAUGAGUAUGCGCAACCGUUGAGUCCCAAGCCGCCCAUCUUUGACUCGAAGGAGUCGAGUCCCAACACCGAGAAUGCCAUCGAGGAUCAGCCCGCGGCAGAGGCGACGCAACUGCGUUCCGCAAACAAGCGUCCACUUUGUGAGCGGAAAUCCGAGGACAAGAUCACGAGCGUUGUCAGUGAGAAUGUGGCUGACUUUACGGAUCCCUUGCGUUCCUCGGAGGCGGAGAUGCUCGCCAGUUUGCCAGAUAAUCUACGCGUGGAAGCAUUGGCCGUGGAGAUGCGUUACGACAAUCGCUUUCGCAAUGCGUUGAGUUCGACUUUGUUGUCGGUUAGUCCGUUUCUGACGUUUCCGUUGCCUUACUUAGAAACGGAACAGGGACGCAAUUGCAAGUUGCGUAAAUUAUUUCCAGCAGAGCUCUACUUCUCCAAGCUGUGGUCUACGACAUCGUCAGCUUUAGAGCGCCCCGAAAGUCUCGAGGCGGACGCAGUGAAGUCCAACGCCGAGCUGGCCAACAAGGAGAACGAUCAACAGCUGCUGCCGGCGCAUGCUUUCGUCAAGAUGAAGAUCACGGCAGCGGCGACGAGUCGCGAGAUACAAACUAAGCUGGCGGAGUUUCGCUCUUUUGGCGGACGUUUUCCUAAGGGCAAGGCGCCAAUGGUUAAGAUGCGCAAGAAGCAGUCGGAACAAAUACAGCGUCCACAGAAGGUGACCGAAGAGCAGCUGUAUAAGGAUGCACUCGAUCCACAGAAUCACCAGCGAUUGCCCGUGCUCUUCUGCAGCUUUCACUACAAUCCCAAGGGCGUGUCCUCGUUCUGCAAGUUGCCCAUGCUGCUGGACAUGAAGUUCUACGGCCAGCACGACAUUAUGCUGGAGCAGUUCCUGCAACGCUACUGUUGCCUCUUCAACUCGAUGUGUCCCUCGUGCAGUCUGCCAAUGCUGGGCCAUGUGCGUCGCUAUGUGCAUUCCCUGGGCUGUGUUCAGGUCUAUCUCACCGAGGAUUUGACACGGUCGGAUCCUACACGCAUCUACUUCACAUCCUGGUGCAGCAUUUGCAAUGCCACGACGCCAACGGUUCCGCUCUCAGCGGCUGCCAAAUGUUUGUCGUUGGCCAAGUAUCUGGAGAUGCGAUUUCAUGGCCAUGCCUAUCGACGUCGUCCACCCACAGAUGCCGCCUUACCGGAGCAGAGCAGCAGUCUCUGCGAGCAUUCGCUGCAUCGUGAUUAUGUGCAUCACUUCAGCUUCCGUGGCGUGGGCGCCAAGUUCCAGUAUACGCCCGUCGAGGUCUGGGAAACGGAGCUGCCAUCGGUGCAAUUGCAGUUGGAGCUGCCCAAGCCAUUUGUUGGUGUCCAAAUGCAGGAGGAGAUCAAAAGUUUCUCGAUACGUGGCCAUGAGGUUUAUACGCGCAUUCACGAACGCAUUGCCGAUUUGGCCACCGAGGAAGAGAACUCUCCCCUGGUUUCGCGGCUCAAGGCAACGCUGACCAAAGAUCAAUUCACGUUCAAGCAGAAGGUGGAAAUUGUGCAUACGUUGCUGACGGAGCAGCACGUGAAUUCGUACGAUAUUCGGGAUGCGCUCUUCAUGGCCAAACGUGCGCUGGCCGAGAGCAUUGAGCUGUGGGCGCCGCGCCUGCACGAGAUCGAACAGCUGACACAGAAGCAUCAGAAGCAAUUGCAAACGCAUAUUGAUGCCGGCACCAUUUGCACCGAGGAGCUGCGACCCGAACAACUCGAUGCGACGUCAGUUACGCAGGAGCAAGCCAAAAGCAAGGCGACUAGUCAACCAGAGAGCAGCACAGGCGAAGGAGCCACAGAGGAUGCAAGCGGAGAUGCGGAGCGCAAGCUAACGGUGGAUCAAAUGCUGGCCUCCACAGUCAAUGUGAAUGCGGACAAGAAAUCCAUCAAGUCGCGUUUGCUGACACUGCGACAUACAAACAACAGCCAGUUAAAUACGCUGCAAUCGCCGUUCUCGGCACAGGAUCAUUUGACGCUGCCACUGGGCAGCAUUCCCAUGAAUGUGAACGAGAACGACAUCAGUUCGGUGAUUGCCUAUGCGCUUACCUCGACGGAGUAUCAACGCGCUGUUGCUGGCCUAAACGCUGAGGAGGCGGUGACUUCGAGCGAUUCUAACUCUAGUCCACAGCCGAAGCACAAGCAGCAGCAGCUGGACAGCGAUGUCGAGGAGACGUGUGCCGCUGGCGAGUCCGAGGAGCGCAACAAGGCGAAAGCCCAAGCGCAACCUCAGCCUCCCAGCGCACACGUCACUCUGGCCUUUGGCAAUGGACAGUUUCAGUGCAUUGUUUACUUUGCCCGCGAGUUUGAUGCGUUGCGUGCCAAGAGUCUGAAUCCACCGAAGCAGGACAGACAGGUGUAUCGCCGGCUCGAGAAGAGCAAAAUGCGCGAGGAAUUGAGAAUCUCACAGAAUCGCAACGGCUCGGAAGUGGAGCUCAUUCGCAAACCCAGCGAAGUGGGCAGUGCUACAGCUCCUGACAACGAGCAACCGGAUGCCGAGAAAGAGUCGCGUAUAGCGCUGGCACGCAGCUUGUGCAGCAGCGUCGAAUGGGAGGCCCGUGGCGGUAAAUCCGGCUCCAGAUUCUGCAAGACUUUGGAUGACCGAUUUGUGCUCAAAGAGAUGGAUAAAACAGACAUGAACCUCAUUGAGCAGUUUGCGCCAGAGUACUUUGAGUACAUUGGCAAGUGCCAGCAGCAGGAGCAUCAGCCCACGCUCCUCACGAAGAUUUUUGGUGUCUUCAAAGUGAGCGUCAAGAAGAAGGACUCUUUUGUAGAAAAAUCGCUGCUGGUCAUGGAGAAUCUCUUCUAUGGCUGCGACAUCACCAACAAGUUCGAUCUAAAAGGCUCCGAACGCAAUCGCUUGGUGGAUCCCAGCAAUCAGCAGGGCGAAAUUGUGCUGCUCGAUGAGAAUCUGGUGCAAAUGUCCUGGUCAAAGCCGUUGUAUGUGCUGUCGCACAGCAAAGCUGUGCUGCGUGAUGCUAUUCAACGAGAUGCCUCAUUUCUUGAACGUAAUCGGGUGAUGGACUAUUCGCUGCUCGUGGGUCUUGAUACCAAACGCAACGUGCUUGUGUUGGGCAUUAUAGAUUACAUACGCACCUAUACGUUUGAUAAAAAGUUGGAGUCGCUAUUUAAGCAAACGGGUUUAAUGGGCGGCGGCAUGGGUAAAAAGCCUACUGUGGUGGCGCCUCAUCUCUAUAAGCAACGCUUUGUGGACGCAAUGGAUCGGUAUUUUAAUACGGUGCCCGACCGCUGGGAGGGACUAUCGAAGAUUUGAAGCACUUACCAGUUUAGUUAACAUUAGUUAAUAAAGCGACUAACGCACAUUGUUAAAACCACAUUCGCAUUAAGCUAGCCAACAUUUCCGGUCAGUCAGCCAGCAAAUUGAUUGGCCCUUGACCCACAUUUUCGCGACGUUGCCGGAAACGCGCCCAUGCGGCUCUG
Drosophila nasuta is the source of this 5555-nucleotide messenger RNA. It is a transcript of the gene fab1, whose product is annotated as 1-phosphatidylinositol 3-phosphate 5-kinase fab1. Gene Ontology annotation, biological process: intracellular signal transduction; phosphatidylinositol phosphate biosynthetic process. Gene Ontology annotation, molecular function: ATP binding; metal ion binding; 1-phosphatidylinositol-3-phosphate 5-kinase activity. The transcript has 7 exons. The record is from RefSeq and is a predicted model, not a curated record. The coding region runs from base 1 to 5388 and encodes 1795 amino acids. Gene Ontology annotation, cellular component: endosome membrane. NCBI's taxonomy places the organism in Eukaryota, Metazoa, Arthropoda, Insecta, Diptera, Drosophilidae.